Messenger RNA from Saccostrea cuccullata (small rock oyster), 2847 nucleotides. RefSeq names its product secretin receptor-like. Gene Ontology annotation, molecular function: peptide hormone binding; G protein-coupled peptide receptor activity. Gene Ontology annotation, cellular component: plasma membrane. Gene Ontology annotation, biological process: cell surface receptor signaling pathway; adenylate cyclase-modulating G protein-coupled receptor signaling pathway. The annotation marks the transcript as partial. The record is from RefSeq and is a predicted model, not a curated record. The transcript is spliced from 7 exons. Lineage: Eukaryota; Metazoa; Mollusca; Bivalvia; Ostreida; Ostreidae.
CAGAACUGGUCUUGUAAGCUUGUGUUCACGGCCUUUAAUUAUAUCCUUGUUGCCAACUAUAUAUGGAUUUUUAUAGAGGGGUUAUAUCUACACAACAUCAUCUUCAUAUCAACAUUUAAAAAGAGCAAGCGGUUCCAUUUGUACAUUAUAGCUGGAUGGCUGUUACCAGUCCUUUCUGUGAUUCCCUGGAUACUGGUCAGAAGUUACCUCGAGGACACACUGUGUUGGAGCACUCACACAGCCAAAAAUAAAUUGGUUUGGAUCAUAAGGGGACCAAUAGUAGCAACGAUUGUGGUCAAUUUCAUUUUUUUCAUCAACAUAAUACGGGUUAUUUUUACAAAGUUGACAGCAUCACAUAUGAACGACAAUCAUCGCUAUAGAAAACUGGCGCGCUCCACCCUGGUCCUGAUCCCCCUGUUCGGUGUGUACUAUAUGAUAUCUGUUGUCAUGCCGGAAUGUAUGGACCCCAGUGUAGAACUCAUCUGGCUGUAUGUGGAGAGUGGUGUCAACUCAUUUCAGGGCUUUCUCGUGGUGUUACUUUUCUGUUUUCUUAAUGGAGAGGUUCAACAUGAAAUCCAUAAGAAAUGGAACCGGAAGAGGAGAAUACGCCGGUUUAGCGCCGCCUCCUCCCGCUCCACUAGAACUCUCUCUAUAGGAUCUACUGUGUUAUUUAAAGACAAGCAUCUCCCAGCUAUACUGUUCCGGGGGGACAUUCCCAGAGAGAAAAGAAACAGUGUUAAACAAAAUUUAGAGUUAAAGAAUUUGUGUAAAAAACCUGAUUGUGAUCUCAAAGAAAACAAGGAUGAGGAACAUGAAUGUGUCAAAUUAUUGGAGUCCCCAACAUAAGAAAUGAUGGAUUAUAUUUGUUUUAAUACGUUAUUUUAGUUCUUUCUAUGGAGGGACCUUAAAUGAGGAUUUGAACAUUUUUUUACCACAAAAGGGAAACAAAAACUGUAGGAUUUUUUAGCUGAAACUUUUCCAAAUAUAGUUUUAAAGAAUUAAAAUGUUAAGGAGUGAUUGUCGUCGAUUUAACCAUUUGUCACAUUUUUUUUCUUUUGUUGUUGUUUUCACAAUUUCAACAGCUUUAAAUUAUAUAUGUCUUACUAUAAGUAUUAAGUCUCUUAAACAGGGCUUAGAACAGCAAACGUUGAAUGAAACUUAUCUUUUUAACAUUUUCAAAGAAGGAGAAAAAUUUGAAACUUACUGAAGAUAUGUUUCAAGAUUUUUUUUUCCAGUAUUGAUAAUUUUUUGGUCAUAAAGUAAUAGAAAUGUACAUAUUUUACUUGCGUAUAUCAAAAUAGUGGUUACCGUAACAAAUCCUGGUGAAAUGUUAAGAUUUUAGGCUUGUUUAAAGGUUUCGAAAGUUUUACUUCGUAAACUUGCAUUUAAAGUUUCAAAAUGUUAGACAUUUUAAAUCUAAUUAUUAAUUUUGAACAGGAUUGGCUACUUGUUUUAAUUUUCUUUCUUUAAAUAUAAUUCCUUAUAAUAAAUAAAUGUAGAACAAACAAAGUUUGUAACUGAGUAAAGAAUUGUGUUCUGAAAUGAAAGGGAUUGAAAAAAAUAUAUGAAAAAAAAACAAAACAAAACAAUAAGGCCUAAGAUAAAAAAAACAUUUGAAAGUCAUAAUGAAUAUGGCUGUACAAACAAAAUUAAAGUCGUGUAUUAAUUUUUUGUUUAUGAUUUCGUCCGACUGAUCUUUCUAAACUCUAAUUACAAAAGGAUUGUCUUAUCAAAGCUUAACAACAACCUAAUAUUUUUUAAUGGCUGAUAAAAAGCCUAGUAAAUGGUAACACAGAUUGAUGAUAAAGGCAUAAAUCCUUUCAUGAUUCUGAUUCUGACCAAGGGUUUAUCGGCUAGAAAGUACUUUUUGCUAUAUUCCCACUUAUUAUCGGUAUGCCAUGUACACUGGUUUGCCAAAUUUAUUGACUGAAUCAAAAUUGAAAGUUUCCCUACCGUCAACGAACGUACAUGGAUUGCAUAAUCUGAGCUAUAAAAACUUUUUAGAAUAUCAAUUGUUCACUUUAUUAUUAAGCAAACACUGACGUACAUUACUUGAUUCAAAUCUAAAUUGUUUUGAGAUUUAUGGAAUUCUAAACCAGAUCUCUAACAGUGGCAUUACAAACCUAACACUAUUGUCAACGCAGAUUUCACCGUCUUGAUGUUCAACUUUAUUCAAAUCUCCGCUUUUAGGAAAUGUUUAAGGUAAAAUAUUCAGGUUAUGACCAUCUCAUAAAAAGUAGUCAAUUGACGGUUAACUGACUGUUUUUCUUACACUUGACACUCAAAUAGAUAUUUUUGUAUGUAUACUUGACAAAAACAAAAUAAUAAAAAAAAUAAUGAUACCAAUUUAAAAUAAUAAUUGGUCACAAUUUAUACUUAUCAAUUUAAAUUUGAGAAAAAAUCAAAAGUUUAGGAAGUGGCAUUCAAUGAAUUAAUUGUUUAAAUUUUAUCAGAUUUGAAAUUAUCACCAUGUCCAUUGAAGAAAAGAUUGUUUAAUAAAAAUAAAAGGGGUAUGAGGGAAAAUUUGUAGCCCAAUGUAUAUUUAAACAUAUUAAGCUGAAAACCCAAGUGUACGCAGAUUCGCUAUUUGUGUUAAAGCAUUAAACUACAUGUGCAUUUGCUAUUACCUGUAAUUGAAAGACUGAAGUAUAUACCUAAACAAAGUCAGGUUAAUUGAAUUAAAAAAAUGCUUAUGACUUUAUGUUUAUUUUAACAAACUGUAAGGAUACCUCUCAAUUAAAAAAGAUUUUGGGGGAAAUAAAAUAUUGAGUAUACAUCCUCUAACAUGAUAAAUCAUACAGACCUAUCGGUAACGAGAUGCUCCUAAGCAAAAGAAAUGACGGCUGA